AUGACGCAUGCUCUUAUUGAACACCAAAUCCGACAGAGUUCCCGUCGAAAGCGCAUCCAGUCCCUCAGUGGGACAGAAAAGGCCGAACAUAUCAGUCACCAGAAUCGCAUCCAGUCCAGCUUCACCUACCACGUGCAUAAUCGUGCCCUCAGCCCGGACGGAGCCGUCGCCAUGGAUGGACCCGAUGCUUGCGCCGUCUGUAAGCCACUCGGCCUGGACCCCCACCGUUGCGUCUGUUCACGUACCCUCCGAAACCAGCCCGCCGAGGUCAUCCUCUUUGUAGGUCACGCGAACGUCUUCAGAUAUUGGCUGUGUCGUGCUCUCCAAGUGCCACCGGAAGCCUGGUUGCGCAUUAGUCUGCCUCACGGCAGUUUAACCGAACUGCUACUUCAACAGGUCGAGGGGACAGGCGAGGUCGAACGCACUGUCACUGCUUUGCGUAUUGGCGACGACGGCCAUCUCCCACCCGAACUGCAAACUCGCUGA
Molecule: messenger RNA, 486 nt
Organism: Dibothriocephalus latus
Lineage: Eukaryota; Metazoa; Platyhelminthes; Cestoda; Diphyllobothriidea; Diphyllobothriidae
Source: the annotation of a GenBank genome assembly